This is a messenger RNA of Hermetia illucens (black soldier fly), 2833 nucleotides long. RefSeq names its product G-protein coupled receptor Mth2-like. Lineage: Eukaryota; Metazoa; Arthropoda; Insecta; Diptera; Stratiomyidae. Bases 606 to 2249 code for a protein of 547 amino acids. Gene Ontology annotation, cellular component: membrane. The transcript is spliced from 8 exons. Gene Ontology annotation, molecular function: G protein-coupled receptor activity. The record is from RefSeq and is a predicted model, not a curated record. Gene Ontology annotation, biological process: cell surface receptor signaling pathway; G protein-coupled receptor signaling pathway.
UGAAAUUCAAGUUCCAAUUCUCUCCAACGUGGUGUAUAUUUUAGUUUUGCGCAGCACAUCAGAUAUGAAAGCUUCAAGAUAUUUGUUUAAAUAAUAACUGUGAACACGAGCGAAUGGCAAAUUCUAUUUCAUUAAAGUCUUCUGCUGAGUCCAUCAGUUAACUCUUAACCGUGGUACGGAUUGCACGCGGGCUUUCCCAGCUAAAUUCGUGACAGUCCGGGAAAUACCUGGCUCAGUUUACUUGGAGCAAAGUGCAAUCUUUCUGUUAAUUUAUUAUCGUUGGAGUAUCUUUAUAGCCUCCGCUAAUAAACCGGUUUUUAACAAUAAGAAAAUUCACGGAUCGGUGCAAGUGGUGUUAGGUGUUUUUUGGCUGCAAAUUAAUAGUUCAGUGAAGAAUCACAGGUGAAACAAGUGAUUGGUACUGAGAGCAAGGUUUUUGCAGAAUGGUGAUGAGAUAAAAGAUUGAUGCUGGCGAGGGUGCCCGGAUAUUGAAUUGUGUUUUAAUGACUAUGUAAAACGCGGUUGAUGAAGACGAUUUAUCUCUAGGAGCCAAAUCUUGUUAAUCUUUGAAUAUUGCGUGUACAGAUCACUAAACCUGCACUAAAAUGAUUACACUGCAAACGACAAUUUGGCUGUUGAUACUAACAUUUUCUAUUGUGAUAUCUAAAAUUGACGCCAUCCAAUAUGUUUACGACAGUCUGAACGUACCUUGCAGUUUUUGGAAUACAAUUAACAUUACCGACGGAAUUCGCCUGGCAAACGGGUCCUAUUUAUACGAUGGAAGAAUUUACCCCGAGGACUACGUGGGGACGUAUGAUUAUGAGUUCGUCAAUUUAACUUUCAGGCAAUCAGUCAAACCACACCUUCGCGGGUGCGUCUGCAAGAUGGCAACCUGCGUUAGGUUGUGCUGUCCAGUUACUCAGUAUUUCGACGAUCGACAGAAAAUAUGUAGCGACCCUCCGAGAAAUGUCAGCACCCUGGUCAAUGUAACUGAUUAUAAAGGGAACGUGGAGACAGUAAAUAUUGGGGAGAAAUUCGGUUUUGUUUACGGUACGCCAUGUGAGAAAAUGUACUACUUGGAUCCUGCUUCGUUUGAGUACGACAAAUGGGAUCUGUUUGAGAAUGGCACAGUUUUUAGAUGGGAGGACAGAGCUUACCUAUCGAAAAAUGAUUAUUGUUUUUCUCCAACUUUCACCAUGAACUCAUCUGUGAUGAUUUUUAGUCCAUUCGUCUGUUUUCCAAAUACAGAAACUUCACAAUAUUUAAUUUAUGGAAUUGCUAUGUUGACUUCAGUGCCAUUUUUCAUUAUAACAGUCUUAGUAUACUUGGUUAUUCCCGAACUUCGAAACUUACAUGGAAAGGCUCUCUGCUGCUACCUCUCAUGUCUGGUGGUGGGCUACAGUUGCUUGGGGCAUACACUGAUCGAAGGUGGAAUAAUUGUGACAGAUCCUCUUUGUGAGAUUUUAGGUUUCACGGCAUAUUUUGCACUUAUCAGCAGCUUCCUAUGGUUGAGUGUAAUCAGUUUUGAUUUGUGGUGGAAUUUCCGCAUAAUGACAACGAGAGGACCAAAAAAGGAACUAAAACGGUUCAUAAUGUAUUCCUUAUAUUCUUGGGGACUCGGAUUGUGCUUCACAGCGGCUGUUAUUCUAAUACAGAAAUCGAAUAUACCUGAAGAGUGGAAGCCUGGUAUUGGCGGAGGACAAUUCUGUUGGAUAGAUGCAAGGGGAUGGUAUCAGUUGCCAUACUUCUAUGGGCCGAUGAUAAUAAUCAUAACUUUUAAUAUUGCGAUGUUCGUUAUGACUACCUACAAAAUCCACCAUGUGAAGAAAGAAACUUCAAAAGUUAUGGGGCGAGAAGAUAGUCGAAGGAAUAUUAACCGAGAAAAAGACAAUGUUGGACUAUUCCUGCGACUAUUCAUCGUAAUGGGCGUCACGUGGUCACUGGACGUGGUAUCAUGGCUUCUUGGAAAACGUUACGAUUUUCUCUUUUACAUUACGGACAUUUGUAACGCCAUCCAAGGCCUCAUCAUUUUCAUAUUGUUCGUAAUGAAAAACAAAGUGAAACGACUAAUCAUCAAGAAGUAUAAUUCAGUACGUGGCCUUCAAAAAGACACUAGGACAAGUCAAUAUUCGACCAAAACCAGUAGCGUAACCAUGACGACCACGCCCACAAGUGCACUCCAUGACAAAACUGACAUGGGACUCAUCCCUAUAAUCGAGAAACGAGAAGGUAAUUCAAGGAACACCUAAGGAUCCUGGGGAUUUUCCUCAUUGCAGCAUUCACCGGCAAACGCUUUUCCAUCACUCCACGAAGUCUUAAUUCUCAGACGCAUGAUGUAUUUUUAUAAAAUGAUUAUUUAUGACAAAACUAUGAAUAUCACAUGGAAAGUGAAGUACAUUCCGAUCAAGAAAAGAAACUCAAGGAUCACUUUUAAUUCGAAUUUUGUGGGCCUUUUUGUGUGUUUUAAAGUUUGAAGUGCUUGUUUUAAUCUCACUUUGAAAAAUGGAGGCUGGUAGUUUGCACAACUUUUUUUUGUGAUGAAAUGCAUCCCCUAAUAAUUAAGCAAUGAAGGGAAUGAUGAAACGCUAAUAUACUACCAACCCAGAUUGACAAACUCAAUACUGAGCUGCACAUACCUAAGUACAACUUUUUGACCGAAUGUAACUUUACAAUUGAUGAUUUGAUUUUCGAGAUGCACACCGACGCUUAUUACUCUUAAGAACUAUGUAUCGAAUGUUUUAUUUAGCGUAAGUUAGGACGUAAGGUUGUCUAUUGUAAUACAUUUUGUUGUAUUUCAUAAAUAUCCCAAAAAUAAUAAACAAUUAGCACCAAA